Messenger RNA from Pistacia vera, 1786 nucleotides. RefSeq names its product crossover junction endonuclease EME1B-like. Gene Ontology annotation, molecular function: DNA binding; nuclease activity. Lineage: Eukaryota; Viridiplantae; Streptophyta; Magnoliopsida; Sapindales; Anacardiaceae. Bases 37 to 1743 code for a protein of 568 amino acids. Gene Ontology annotation, cellular component: Holliday junction resolvase complex; nucleus. The record is from RefSeq and is a predicted model, not a curated record. Gene Ontology annotation, biological process: DNA repair. The transcript has 12 exons.
AAUUUCUCUCCGGUUCCCUUCCCUCCGUUUCCUCCAAUGGCGCAGCCAAUCAUUCUCUCCGACGAAGAAGACCAAACCCCCUUCACAACGCCACUUCAAUCUCUCGCCAAGAAGCCCCGAACCGGGCCACCCGACCCGACAACCCACACAAUUCUGGUCCUCGACGAUGACCCGACCCCACAGAAACCGGGCCCCACCGCCACUCUCUCCUCCACGCCGUCGUUCGUCGCCGAGACGCCGAUGUCUGACUUGUCUAUCGUCAAAUGCACCAUGGCCUCUUCGCUUGAUCCCCAAAUUAGGGUUUCGAGUUUUGAUAAAAAUUUCUGUGGAAGUGAUGGACUGAUAUGUUUAGAGUCUGACAAUGAAUCUGAAAAUGGUCCUGGAAGGGAAAAUUUGGCGAAGAAUGAAGCAAUAUGUUCUGGUUCUGAUGAUGAUGAGGACAUAGAAUGGCAUUCUAGAGCUGUUAAUUCGUCAUGUUUCCUUGGGAAUGCAGAUCUGAUGCAAAUGUCUGAGGACUAUUCUUCACAGCCAAUCUAUCCACUGCAUGAUCGUGAUAUGGUAGAGGAUUGCCCUGACAAAGAAAAUUUUAGCAUGGAGCAGAUGAGUAAUAUCCCAACCACAAAAAGAGGUAAACAAAUGAAUGCUGUAAAGAAAAAUGGCCAAUCUGAAGCUGUAGGAAAGAAGAAGAAGAUGACAAAAGAGGAAAGAAUGCUCUUAAUGGAAGAAAAGAAACAGAAGAAGGAACAAGAAAAAUUGCAAAAAGCAGCACUGAAGGCUGAGGCUGCUGAGUUGAAAAAAUUGGAGAAAGAAAAGCAAAAGUGGGAAAAGGGAAAGUUUGCACAAAAAUCUAUUGUGGCUGAAAUUGACACAAAAGUAGUUGAACUGGGCUCAGUAGGAGGACAUCUACUUUCAAGGUUUGCAGAGAAAGGAUUUACAUAUCGCAUAACCUCAAAUCCAAUUGAAAGAUCCAUUGUUUGGACCAUGACAGUUCCUGAACAUAUUUCUCAGCUCUCUCCGCAAGGAAUAGAGAUUCAAUAUGUAUUACUUGUAUAUGAAGCAGAAGAGUUUUGUAAUCUUGUUCUCAAUGAAUCACUUAUGGAUCAUGUUUCCAGAGUUAGAAGACAUUAUCCAUCUUAUUCAAUUUGCUUCCUUACAAAUAGGUUAAUGGCAUAUAUUAAUAAAAGGGAAAAGGAACAGUACAAAAAUCCAGCAAACAGUAAUAGUUGGAGACGUCCACCUGUCGAGGAGGUACUGGCAAAGUUGACCACACAUUUUGUCAGGGUACAUUCCAGGCAGUGCAUUGAUGAAGCUGAACUGGCUGAACACGUUGUUGGUUUAACAAGCAGCCUAGGCUCUUGCCAAUUUAGAAAGAAAUUAACAAGACUUUCUGUCAAUGCCAAUGGAUUGCUGGUCCCGAAGGACUCUGUUGAUAGGAAUUUAAUUAAAAAGAGCCCAUGGUUAAAAGCUUUGGUAGCUAUUCCAAAGGUACAGCCCCGAUUUGCCAUUGCUAUAUGGAAGAAAUACCCUACCAUGAAAGCUCUUUUGAGUGUUUACAUGGACCCUAGUAAAUCAGUGCAUGAAAAAGAAUUUCUACUCAAGGACUUGACCACUGAAGGUUUACUUGGUGGCGAUAGACGUUUAGGUGAGGUUUGCUCAAAGAGGGUGUAUAGAGUACUUAUGGCUCAAAGUGGAACCAUCAAAACUGAUGAUGUUGAGGACGGUGCUGAUUUCUUCAGAUACUAGUCCAUAUUAAACGACUUCCAAUGGUAAUUCUUGGUGAUCUUUU